Lytechinus pictus (painted urchin) is the source of this 864-nucleotide messenger RNA. RefSeq lists its product as uncharacterized. The transcript has a single exon. The record is from RefSeq and is a predicted model, not a curated record. NCBI's taxonomy places the organism in Eukaryota, Metazoa, Echinodermata, Echinoidea, Temnopleuroida, Toxopneustidae. Bases 1 to 864 code for a protein of 287 amino acids.
AUGUCGACUGACGAUCAAUUUUCUUCCGACUCGACAGCUAGCUCUUCUAUUUCCAAUGUUCAACUUAAGCUUCCUCCCUUCUGGCCAAAUGAUCCUACCAUUUGGUUCGUCCAAGUUGAAGCUCAAUUUCUAACAAAGGGCAUCAGCAAACAAUCAACAAAAUUUGCAUAUAUCGUUGCAUCACUUGAACCCGAAUAUGCUCAGGAAAUCAGAGAUCUCCUCAUUUCUCCCCCAAAGGAGAACCCAUAUGAUGUUUUGAAAUAUCAGCUCAUCCAACGAACAUCAGCAUCCGAACAAAAACGGCUCCACCAACUACUGAUUUUGGAGGAGCUGGGAGAUCGAAAACCCUCUCAGCUGCUCCGAAAAAUGAAACAGUUGUUGGGAACCAACACUCUUGAGGAGAACAUUCUGAAACAACUAUUCCUGCAGAGGCUGCCAACCAAUAUUCAAGUUAUAUUGGCUUCAACCCGAGAUUCCAUGGAAAUCGAGAAGCUUGCCGACUUAGCCGACAAGAUUCUCGAAACCCAUUCCCCAAUUCAUCACUCUCGGGUAGCACAUCUGUCUCCCUCUUCUUCUUCCACCACACCCUCUUCAAAUCCUGAAAUGGCAGAGAUGAAAGCUCAGAUCGCACAGCUUUCCCUUCUUGUCCAAAAUGUGUCGGCGCAACAAUCCGAUCGGAGCCGAGGUCGCAGCCGUGAGCGAGGCUCUCGCCAGAAAGAAAGCCGUCAGCGUAGCAAGAGUCCUCAAUCACAUGUCGGAGGAGACUGCUACUACCAUUGGCGUUUUGGAAAGGGGGCAAAGAAGUGCACUCCCCCUUGCACUUUCAACCAGACCAACCAGGGAAACGACAAAGCCAGCGACUAG